AUGUUUCACGGCAGUAGCGGCGGUUCUAGCGCGGGCUACGGACAAGAUAUGACGGGAGGAACGACCGGAAUGUUUCACCAGGCGCAGGCUCCGGUCUAUGUGCCGUCCAGCCGGGCGCUGCCCCAUGCUGGACAGUAUGCGAGCACCGGACAUUUCGGGGCGACUCCGGUGCCGCAGAACGCGUGGCAUCAUGCUUCCGACGGAUACGGAUCGACUCACCACAGUGCAGCACAUAGUUUAGGGGCUCCUACUGCCCAUUCGUCGCCUUUGGCGUCCCAAUUUUACGCCCAAAAUGCGAUGAUGAAUGCAAUGUCGUGGAGGGCCUACGACACCGCAGCAGGAUUUCAACGAACAUCACCCUAUGAUGGUUCGAUGGAUUUCCAAUUCGGUGAAGGGCGCGAGUGCGUCAACUGCGGUGCAAUUUCUACGCCACUGUGGCGCAGGGACGGCACAGGGCACUACCUCUGCAACGCCUGCGGACUUUACCACAAGAUGAACGGAAUGAACCGGCCCCUGAUCAAACCCAGCAAACGACUUUCUUUUCAAUUCCAGACUGCAACGCGCCGUUUGGGUUUGUGCUGCACGAAUUGCGGAACUCGCACGACAACUCUUUGGCGGCGAAAUAAUGAAGGCGAGCCGGUAUGCAAUGCUUGCGGUUUAUAUUUCAAGCUGCACGGCGUCAAUAGGCCAUUGGCCAUGCGGAAAGAUGGCAUCCAGACCAGAAAACGAAAACCCAAGAAGCAGGGCGGAGGAAAUGGAGGCAGCAUAGGAAGUGGAAAUAGCACAACGCCUGUUAGCGAAACUACCAGGAAGGAGAGCUCUUCUCCAGCUGAAGAUCUCAAACCGCCAAUUCAGCAACAGACUACUUCUGCAAGCCACCACCAAACCACACCAUCCUCUGUUGAUAAUGAGAUCAACAAAAGCCAUAACACGAAUGGUCAACAAACUCCGACAAGUAUCAGUGAGCGACCGUAUUUAGGCCACACAUCCUUGUUACCUGCGACAAGCAGCGCAAACUUAACUACACACCAUCACCAGCAACAACAACCUCAGAAUUUACAUCACCACAGUACUAGUCAGCAACAUCACCAUCAGCAACAUAGUAGUAACAACAAUAUAUCCAGUGCUGGCAACAUGAAUCCGCAACAUGUGAAUAGUCAUCUUUCUCACCACAGUCCAUUAUCUUCAUCCAUGAGCCAUCAUCAUACAAUGCACACACCUUCGUCGAUCAAUUCGGGGUAUCAGCAUGUGAAAAAUGAACCUAGUGAAUACGAUUACAUGAAUAAUUGUCUUCCUGGAAGUUAUUUCACAGGAACCAGUUUUGGUACGCCUUUGAGUCAUUCACAAAGCAGUGCUGUAGAUUCACUGAGUGGAUACCAUCAUCAACACAAUGUCAUCCAAGCCGCAAAAUUGAUGGCAACUUCUUGA
Molecule: messenger RNA, 1428 nt
Organism: Ctenocephalides felis (cat flea)
Lineage: Eukaryota; Metazoa; Arthropoda; Insecta; Siphonaptera; Pulicidae
Product: GATA-binding factor A-like
Exons: 5
Coding region: 1-1428 (475 amino acids)
Biological process (GO): cell fate commitment; positive regulation of transcription by RNA polymerase II; negative regulation of transcription by RNA polymerase II
Molecular function (GO): RNA polymerase II cis-regulatory region sequence-specific DNA binding; zinc ion binding; DNA-binding transcription factor activity, RNA polymerase II-specific
Source: RefSeq, a predicted model, not a curated record